UCUGGCUGCUCCUGCUCGGUUGCAUCCCGGUUCUCGGCGCACCGUUGCACCGCUUUCCCUGUUCUGAGCGAUUUCCUGGGUGCGGGCCACCAGCAUGACGGCUCGUGGAGUGCUGGGCAUGAGAGAUGGACAUGUCUACUCUGCUGUUUAAGCCUACUAAACUAAAAAGCCAUGUCUCCAGUUAGAUCCCACAGUAAGCAUCCCACUUAAUAGUGUUGCCAUUUCCAUUUGCAGCGAAAGGAUGUCAGAGUAAAGAACUUAAAGAAAUUCAGCUAUAUGAAGUUGAUUUCCAUGGAAACCUCGUCAUCCUCUGAUGACAGUUGUGACAGCUUUGCUUCUGAUAAUUUUGCAAACACGAAACCUAAAUUCAGGUCAGAUAUCAGUGAAGAACUGGCACAUGUUUUUUAUGAGGACUCUGAUAAUGAAUCUUUCUGCGGCUUUUCAGAAAGUGAGGUGCAAGAUGUGUUAGAGCAUUGUGGACUUUCAGAGAAAGCAAGGCCAGGUGUCACUAAUGAGCUGGCCAGUGGUUUUCAUGUCGACCCUGCUGAUGAACCUCUUUGCACUUUCUCAAAGAGUGAGAGGAAAGAUGGAAUGCCAAGGCAGGAAGGCUGCAGGACCCGAAGCCAGCGCCUACAAUCUGGACCUCUCCUGGUAGCCAUGAAGUUCCCAGUGCAAAACACCAGGAGGAGAGCAAGCAAAAAAGCAGCCCCUCUCCAGGCCCCGGAGAACUCUGCCAUGGAGUCCAGUUAUGACUCAGAAGAUGAAAGUGGCAUGAGCUUUCUGGAGAAAAGGGCUUUAAAUAUAAAACAAAACAAAGCAAUGCUUGCAAAACUCAUGUCAGAAUUAGAAAGUUUUCCUGGCUCGUUCCCAGGAAGACGGUCCUUCCCAGGCUCCAGGGCACCGCCAUCAAAGACACCUUCGAGACGUUCCUUCCCAGGUGUGAGUUCCCGGAGGAACCCCGAGCGGAAAGCCCGACCUCUUACCAGAUCGAGGUCUCGGGUCCUAGGGUCCUUGGGGGCUCUACCCACCGAGGAGGAAGAAGAGGAGGAGGAAGAUGAUAAGUUUGCAUUAGUGAGAAAGAGGAAGACCAUGGACGGCUACAUGAACGAUGAUGACAUGCCCAGGAGCCGUCGUCCUGGAUCAAUGACCCUUCCACAUAUAAUUCGCCCAGUGGAAGAAAUUACAGAGGAAAUGUUGGAGAACAUCUGCACCAACUCUCGUGAGAAGAUAUAUAGCCGGUCACUGGGAUCUACUUGUCAUCAGUGCCGCCAGAAAACUAUAGAUACCAAAACAAACUGCAGAAACCCAGAUUGCUGGGGUGUGCGAGGCCAGUUCUGUGGUCCCUGCCUUCGAAACCGUUACGGAGAGAACGUCCAGGAGGCCCUCCUGGAUCCGAACUGGCAUUGCCCGCCAUGCCGGGGGAUCUGCAAUUGUAGUUUCUGCCGCCAGCGAGAUGGACGGUGUGCCACUGGGGUCCUUGUAUACUUAGCGAAGUAUCAUGGCUUUGGGAACGUGCAUGCUUACUUAAAAAGCCUGAAGCAGGAAUUUGAGAUGCAAGCAUAGUGUCUAGAAGAUUCUUCUGUGCCAUCCUGAUUCUUCAGUCUCUCUUGUAUAGUUUUCAUUUUUGUUCUUGAUUGAAAACCUAGUUAAGAAUCUUGAUGUUUUAUAGGAAGCUCACAUCAGGUUGAUCUUGCUAUACACAGACUCCUGAACCAUGGAAAGCAUGUUGCUAGUUUUAUUUGGUCCCUCAGUAGUUUUCUAAUUCUAGCCCUACCAAUGAGCCCAUCUAACUCUGGUGGUCCUUCCCAACAAUUGGUUUCCAGAUUCUUAAGUGGCAAAGCCAUGAAAGCAUAUUGCAUUUAAUUGGUGUUGAAAUCCAAGCACUUAGAAGCAUAUUAAUGUUAACAUAAUUGUUUCAUUGGAUUCCAGAGAGCAGCCCUAUAACUUGUUUACAUUAAAAAAACAGAUGGUUAUUUAUGCUAGUUGGCUUUAUUUUUGUGCCAGUUCUGGGGCUUGAACU
Molecule: messenger RNA, 2020 nt
Organism: Perognathus longimembris pacificus (Pacific pocket mouse)
Lineage: Eukaryota; Metazoa; Chordata; Mammalia; Rodentia; Heteromyidae
Gene: Cdca7
Product: cell division cycle associated 7
Exons: 10
Coding region: 277-1563 (428 amino acids)
Biological process (GO): regulation of DNA-templated transcription
Cellular component (GO): nucleus
Source: RefSeq, a predicted model, not a curated record